Molecule: messenger RNA, 3173 nt
Organism: Rhagoletis pomonella (apple maggot)
Lineage: Eukaryota; Metazoa; Arthropoda; Insecta; Diptera; Tephritidae
Product: homeobox protein araucan-like
Exons: 5
Coding region: 813-3080 (755 amino acids)
Biological process (GO): cell development; regulation of transcription by RNA polymerase II; neuron differentiation
Cellular component (GO): nucleus
Molecular function (GO): RNA polymerase II cis-regulatory region sequence-specific DNA binding; DNA-binding transcription factor activity, RNA polymerase II-specific
Source: RefSeq, a predicted model, not a curated record
AGCGGCAUAUCCAACCAGUUCGUGUUCGAGCGUGAGUGGCGUUGCACAGUGUAAACGGAUAUCGUCGGAGUGGUGUGCUCGCGUCAGCCCAAAACAAAGAAUCGAGGAAGUUUUACCCUUUCGCAUUGUUGCUUUUAUUUUUUUUAUUUUUGGUCUAUUGUUACGUUUCGUGCGCGCUGUAGAUUGUUGUUGCUACGUUGCGUUACGUAUUCGAUAUUCGGUGUUUGGUGUUCUAUCGACGGCUUUGACGUCGUACAUGUCCGUUUGACGUUGGUUAGACGCAUUGCUGCGUAGGAAUUUGGGACUCAUAUGCGCGUGUUUGCAUGCGCGCAGCAGAGUGUUUGUGGAGGCCACAUUUUGGCAGUGGAUAUUGGCGACGGCAGCAGUGUGUUAGCCUGUAUGCAUGUGGCCGGAAGCAAGCGGGUUUUUAGCCAAGAAGAUUCGUAAACGGAAAUGUUUGAAAAUUCAAAAAAAAAAGAACUGUUCGUUCUGAAUGAAGCUGCGAGUGAAAAAAUAUUGAAAACUCAAUAAUGAAAAACUGUGAAACAAACUAAGAAAAAGUGGAUAAAGAAGGCGAAAAACAUUCAUUAGAGGUGUAUGAUGAAAAUAUUUAAGAAUUAAAAAAAAAAAAACAUUUGCCUAAAAAUAUUUCAUAGAUGCGUAUUGCUACCUCGAUCGCAAAAGCCCAUAACUGAGUUCAUCAUAAAAAAAAAACUGAACGCAAACAUAUCGUGCAAUAGCAACAUUGUGCAAUCGACUUCACCAUAAUACCAAAAUAUUUUGAAGUGUAAGAAAAUUAGAAACAAAAAAAAAUGGCAGCUUAUGCGCAAUUUGGAUACGGCGGCUACCCUUCAGCAUCGCAGCUCAUAUCCGCCAACCUCACACAAUCGCCCCAAACUGGCGACUCACCAAAUACGCCCAACCCCUCGUCAAUGCCAGUUUCCGGUGGUGCGAAUGCGCCAGCGCUCAGCCCCUCGAAUGUGGGCGGCGAAUGUCGUGUGAACACCGGAGCUGGCGGCUCCGCUGAUGUGCCCAGCGGCGCAAUGAGUCCAGAUGCGCUCUCGCAAAACUCCAAUAACACAACUGGUGGCGGUGGCGGCGGCGGCGGUAGUGGCGGUAUUAACAAUCCUACCGGUGGCGGCGCGCUCGAUGGCGCUGGUGUGGCGGGCUUGGGUGCCGGCGGACCUGGUGUUGGUGGUUCCUGUUGCGAGAAUGGACGCCCAAUUAUGACAGAUCCCGUCUCUGGACAGACAGUGUGUUCGUGUCAAUAUGACUCCGCACGUUUGGCGCUCUCGAGCUACUCUCGCUUGCCAGCGGCGAGUGUUGGCGUCUAUGGCACGCCUUAUCCUUCGACAGAUCAGAAUCCUUAUCAAAGCAUUGGCGUGGAUAGUUCGGCGUUCUAUUCGCCGUUGAGCAAUCCAUAUGCAUUGAAAGAUUCAGCUGGUGGCACAGAAAUGACCGCUUGGACAUCAGCUGGCCUACAGCCAACUACUGGAUAUUACUCAUACGACCCGAUGUCCGCUUAUGGAUAUGGUCCCAGUUACGAUUUGGCCGCACGCCGUAAGAAUGCCACACGCGAGUCUACAGCCACUCUGAAAGCCUGGCUCAACGAGCACAAAAAGAAUCCCUACCCCACCAAAGGUGAGAAGAUUAUGCUGGCCAUCAUUACAAAGAUGACGCUGACGCAGGUCUCCACGUGGUUCGCGAACGCACGACGACGGCUAAAGAAAGAAAAUAAAAUGACUUGGGAGCCAAAGAAUCGCACUGAUGACGAUGACGAGGCAAUGGUGUCCGACGAUGAGAAGGAAAAGGAUGAUCUGGAUAGUGAAAAGGGAGCGCAGAGCCUGCACGGCGGUAGUACGGGCGGCGGCGGGCAGCGGAAAGAGCUCGAAAAGGAUGACGACGAUCUGCCCGACGACGAGUCCAAACCAUUAGGUCCACAUCCCAAUGAUGUACGCAGCUUAGGCAUGGGCUAUCCUGGCGCUGGCGGCACUGGCAGUGCAGCUGGCGGCAGCUACCACAGCUCUGGCGGCACGUCGAACCAUCCACACGGCUAUCAUCCCUACCAUCACCAGCAUCCCGCUUACUAUCAGCACCAGCAGGCACUAUUGGCCGCAAGUGGCUAUCCAACUGGCGGCAUGCCAGGCGUUAAUAGUAACAUUAACAAUAACAACAACAACAACACCAACAACCCCAUGAACAAACAUGACGGCAGCGAUUCAAAAAACCAGCUGAGCCGGGACUGUGGCGUGCCGAUUCCAGCAAGCAAGCCCAAAAUCUGGAGUUUGGCCGACACAGUCGCCUGCAAGACCCCACCGCCCGCACAGACGGCGGCAUACAUGGGCCAAACGCAGCAGCAGCAGCAGCAGCAGCAGCAGCACGCAUUGCAGCAGGCGCAGGCGCAGGCGCACAUGAACCACAGCGCUUUGGGCAGCCAUAUGGGCUUGUCACAACAACAGCUGCAGUUGCAGCAGCAGCAGCAACAGAUGCAGCAGUCGUCAGCGCUGAGCGCACCACCGCCCCCCACAGCGCAUAUGAUGAUGAGCAAUUACGGCGGCGGCAGCACAGCCUACUCGCGGGCGCCGCCUACCACAGCUUACGGGGGUUUUCUAGGGGCUACAAUGCAGCAGCUGCAUACUACGAACAAUAUCCCAUACAACACCAACAGCAGCGGCAACAGCAAUCUCAGUCACCAACUCAGCAGCAACAACAACAACAACAACAACAUUAUCAACAGCAGCAGCGGCCAGGACAUUACCAAUACCACCCCUACCAACAACACCCGUAUUACGGCGCCAAAUACUACGGCGCAACAGGCAGCAGCGGUGGCGGCGGCGGCGGCGGCGGCGGUGGCAACAGCACCACCACCCCCCACCGCCAACGCAUAUGCGUGCGAGCAACAACAACAACACCAGCGCACUACACCAUCCGUACGCAGCGGCUCAGCGGGGGAUGGGGUUUCCCGAAGCCCAACCCGAUACUCCACCCCAAACUCCGCCGAAUAUGAAGUUGCAGAGCGUGGCGGCGAAUCUCUUGCUUACCGCUUCGCAAAUCCCUACGAUCGCUACUUGUCGCAGUAAUAGCAAUGGCGGCGGUGGUUAUGGUGCUACGCACGCAAGCGGCCUACAUGGCUAUGCGAUGAACUAUUCGACGCGCUACGAUCAAUAUUCGCC